UCCAUCUCCACCACAAUGGCGGCGGCGGCGGCGCCGGCGCUGCCUCCCCCCGCCGCCCCCCUCCCCCACCCCAUCGUCGACCACGACGUCUGGCUCGCCUGCGCCGUCCCCCUCUCCCGCCUCCCCGCCGUCGGCGCCCAGGUCUACUACUUCCCCCACGGCCACGCCGAGCAGUGCCCCGACGACCUCCCGGCGCCGCUCCCCACGCCGCACCUCUUCCCCUGCGUCGUCACCGCCGUCACCCUCGGCGCCGACGACAGGACCGACGAGGUGUUCGCCCAAAUCUCCCUCCAGCCAGGACCCCACCACCACCACAACAACGUCGUCAACAACCACGGCAACAUCGCCUACUUCGCCAAGCAGCUCACGCAGAGCGACGCCAACAACGGCGGCGGCUUCUCCGUCCCGCGCUACUGCGCCGACCACAUCUUCCCCAUGCUCGACUUGGACGACGACCCGCCCGUCCAGAACCUCCUCAUGCGGGACGCCCACGGCAACCACUGGCACUUCCGCCACAUCUACCGCGGCACGCCGCGCCGCCACCUGCUCACCACCGGCUGGAGCAAGUUCGUCAACGCCAAGCUGCUCGUCGCGGGGGACACCGUCGUCUUCAUGCGCCGCCCCGACGGCGACCUCCUCGUCGGCCUGCGCCGCGCACCCCGGUACCCCGUCGUCGACCCCACCUCCACCACGGCGCCGCGCAACGCGCGCGCGCGGGUGCCGCCAGGGGAAGUCAUGGACGCCGCGCGCCUCGCCGCCCAGGGAAGCCCCUUCACCGUCACCUACUUCCCGCGCCAGGGAGCAGCCGAGUUCGUCGUGCCGCGCCAAGAGGUGGAGGACGCGCUCAGAAGCCGCUGGGAGCCAGGAACGCAAGUGCGCAUGCAGGUCAUGGAGGCCGAGGACGCGCGCCGCACAGACUGGGCAAACGGCACCGUCAAGGCGCUCCACCCCAACAUUUGGAGACCGCUCGAGAUUGACUGGGAUGACUCCUCGCCAUUCUCAAAGACAAGGAACAAGUAUGUAAAUACUUGGCAAGUCCAGUUUGUUUCAUUCCCUCCUCUUCUCAAGAGACUGAAGAUUUCGGACACAAUUCCACCUUUGUGCGCUGGAGAUGGCUCCUCCUUGACCGCCCCACUGAUGAUCGGACCGGAAAGCAGUGCGAUGGCUAUACUGUUGGGGCCACCAAUUCCUGCUGGCAUGCAGGGAGCUAGGCAUAGCGGCCCUAUUGAUGUACCACCACCCUCUUCAUCCACCGUAGGAAUGCUGACAACUCAGCAAUUCUUCCCCCUGUCCAGCAGGGACCUUCUUCAGAUGCCACCGAGUGUAAUCAGCUGUGGCUCUUCUGGGAUUUUUGAUCCUGAAGUUGGUUCUCCUCCCAACAACUCAGUAAACACGCCUCCGCCUGAGCUUCCUGUCGAAGCGAAGAGCAUACAACUUUUUGGCGCCACAAUCACACCGCAUUUUGCACAAAUUGCUACCAAUGGUGCUUCCGAAGAAGUGAAUGGAUCUACUAAUGGUGUGGUUGAUGAAGAUGUUGGAAAAGAUUUCUAAUCCAUAUAUAUGCAGACGCGCGUACUUGAAGAUCAGAAGAUGGUUGGAUGAGACUGACUCCCUCUGCAUCUGCAUUUGUACCGGAGGAUCCAACCGAGUGUCUGCUUUGUGGUGCAUGCCGCAGUUUAUCAGUGAGCAGCUUUAUUAGUAAGCUGGGUCAUUCAACCCUGGCGACCUAGUUAACUCUGUGCUGGUUGUUAUAUUAGCUAGAGAAGUUCGUCGGAAAAAAAUAGCUAGAGAAGAGAGAAGCUUGUGGAACACCCUUGGUACUUGUUGCAGAGAGUGUGGUUUGUGGAUUGCAUUCUCUGUUCCAUUUCGAGGUGUUUCUUUUUCGCGUAGUUUGUUUGACUAAUACUGGUUGAUUCUGGGAGAGAAUGUGGUCUGGUCUGCUCUUGUGUGGUGUAAGGGAUCGCUUGUGGAACUAAUGUAUGUUUUUUUGGUAUGGAUCAUUGGUCGUCCUUACCUUUAAUCGUAAAAUAUGAUAUGAUGUUUGUCUU
Messenger RNA from Panicum virgatum (switchgrass), 2048 nucleotides. RefSeq names its product auxin response factor 13-like. NCBI's taxonomy places the organism in Eukaryota, Viridiplantae, Streptophyta, Magnoliopsida, Poales, Poaceae. The transcript has 3 exons. Gene Ontology annotation, molecular function: DNA binding. Gene Ontology annotation, cellular component: nucleus. Bases 16 to 1551 code for a protein of 511 amino acids. The record is from RefSeq and is a predicted model, not a curated record. Gene Ontology annotation, biological process: response to hormone; regulation of DNA-templated transcription.